This is a messenger RNA of Coregonus clupeaformis (lake whitefish), 691 nucleotides long. RefSeq names its product voltage-dependent T-type calcium channel subunit alpha-1H-like. NCBI's taxonomy places the organism in Eukaryota, Metazoa, Chordata, Actinopteri, Salmoniformes, Salmonidae. The coding region runs from base 416 to 691 and encodes 91 amino acids. The transcript has 2 exons. The record is from RefSeq and is a predicted model, not a curated record.
GUUGCGAAUUUCCAAAUGGUAUUCCUACUUUUUUACCAACUGGAGCACGGAAAGAAAACACCCUUUGCUCGCUCUGUUGAAAUGUGAAUCUUGCAGACCGCUCGAGCCCAGCGCACACUCAGAGUUGCCAAGGCUACAGAGCUCCUCUUGAGCCAGCGAAACCGAAUUUCUAUUCCUAAGUUAUUUGGGCAAUUCCACCGCAAAACAUCAGUUGUGUAGCUUACCAGCUAAAUAUUUAUCAUACGGCUUGAUUUAACCGGAAUAAUGCGUCUGGAAACAUUAAGACGUUUUUUGACUCGUGGAUAUUGAUUUUUCCUCUCAGGUCUUUUUGUGAAGCGAGUCGCCAGACGCUGCUAUUGUUCAGUGAGCCUGGACACACCUUUUUGAUGUCAGCCAAGACCUCUGCUAAGUUGCCAUGACGAGUGAGGAGUGUCCCGUUCCGCUAGGGGGCGUGCCCCCGGUGGGGGCGGGGCUCUGCGAGGACUACGGCCCCGUGCAGACUGAUGAUGUCAUCGAGGAGGCGGGGGGGGCAGGCGAUGACGUCAGCAUUGGCAGUGACCUCAGCACGCUGGUGGUGCCGUUCCCUGAGCUUGCGCCCGUGGUGUUCUUCUGUCUCAAGCAGACCACGUGUCCCCGCAGCUGGUGCAUACGCAUGGUGUCCAGCCCAUAUCCUUUACUACUGCUGAGAUGA